Molecule: messenger RNA, 4343 nt
Organism: Cucurbita moschata (crookneck pumpkin)
Lineage: Eukaryota; Viridiplantae; Streptophyta; Magnoliopsida; Cucurbitales; Cucurbitaceae
Exons: 3
Coding region: 554-3214 (886 amino acids)
Source: RefSeq, a predicted model, not a curated record
CUCACAGUAUAACUACCUCACCAUCCAGACCAGUCCCAGCCAGUCAAGAACUCGAACGCCCAAACCAUAGCCAAACCCAAAGCCCUCUAUGGUUCUUGGUUGUUGCGCCUUCAGAACUUUUUUUUUUCUUUUCCGUUAAUGUUCUCUCUGUUCUUCAUCCGAGUUUUGACUGGAAAGUAAACCCAAAAGCAUUAGAUCCUCGGAGAUUCCGCACUCCGAGCUACUGUUCUUGAUUUCAAGACGUGGAGUGUGAUAGGAACGAGCACCGACACCAUAUUCUAUGACUAUCAGUUGAUUUUGGUACCUCCAAUGGCGGUUUCAGUGGUUUAGAUUUGGUUGGUGUGUCGUGCUGCAUGCGUUAACUGGAAACUAGCUUGUUUGGUUUGAGCCUGAGAAGAUUUUUGUGCUACGAGUUGAAGAGCGGCUUGCUCUUUGGUGAUCUUCUAUUUUCAUCUAGUAUUGAAGGCUUGGAAUCUUUCCUGUAAUGAGAUAUACCCAAAGCAAGUAGAAACACUGCAAAUACAACUGGAACUUAGUGAACCUAUAUGGUUACAUGGAACAAGUUGAGACUAAAAGAAAUUAUCAUGAUCAACGACCCUUGGAUACCUCAAGGCGAAUUUCACUGUGCCAUGCUAGCCAAAGUAUAAAGCUACAUGAGCCUUUCAAAAAGGAAAGACAUAGCUUUACAUAUGGCGAAGUCAAUGAUAGCCCUUGUAAGGCUUCUAGAAAUCAUCAGAAGGAUGUAAUUUCAGGAAAGAUGACCAAGAAGGAGGAAAUUAUAAGAUACAUGUCAAAUUUACCCUGCUAUCUAGAACGUGGUGAACACGUUCGGGAGAAAGUUCUUAGUGUAGGGGUUCUUGACUGGGGGCGUCUAGAAAAAUGGCAGCAUGGCCACAAACAAUUAUCAAGUAGAAGUAAUGGAUCUCCAUCCUCUUCAUCUGAUUGCCCAUCUCCCCAUUUUGGCUAUGAUCACAUCUCUUCUCCUCGUCAAAGAAUACAUCGUCCUUCACUCUAUUCUCAUCUGCUAGCUUCUCCUCAUUCCCAAUUUGUUAGAUCCUUUGGAGAAACAAAUGAAAAAGGCCAAGAUCUUAAAUUUGUCCAUAGUAACACCUUAAGUUGCCUAGGAAAGUCCAUAAAAAGUAGCCAGCAUUCCUUUAAAGCUGAUAGGGAAGUAAAGAUAAAACAAUCUGAGAAGACAGGUUCAGAGACAAAAGUUCUCCAAGAAUGUAAACCUCCGCCAGGUGCCGUAUGCUAUGAGGUUGCAUCUUCUCAAUGUGGGGAUUUUAUUGGAGUAGAGACGUCUCGAUCACAAAAAGAUUCUGUACAUCAGCAUGAUGUCUUGGAAAAACCUGAAGCAAGUGUCGCUUCACCCAGCAGCUUACUGAAAAACAAUGAUUCAGAAGUCCAUGAGUUUUCUGAUUCAACAUUCUUAUUAAGUCAUAGGUCCAAAGAAAGAAGUCAGAAGAGAUUACUGAAGAGGUCUACGGUGAGUUUGCCUGCAAAGCUCAAAGAUGAUCUCUCAAACGCAAGCAAUACACACUGUAUAAUUAACGGGAACCAGUUUCUGCAAAAGCACAAUUGCUCCAUAAAUGCACGCAAUAAUUCUCGCCCUGUAUCCAGUUCAGUUAGAGCAGGGUGUAGUCCGUCCAAAGGUAGAAUAUCUGAAGAAAAAACAUCUGUUGUUGCACCUUUAAAUUCAAUGGUCAAGGAGGCAUCUAUUGGGUUGGAUGUGAAAGCAAGCACAGUUGCUGUUGUUAAAGGAAGAAGCUCUUCACCCUUUAGUCGAUUAAGCAUUGGCAUGGGUAGGAGAUGUAAAAGUUACAGUUCUGCAGGGAACUCAUGCGCUAGCGAUCAAAGUUCAGCACAUAUAGCAGUCCAAUCUGGAUCAGAGAAUGCUAUGCCUUCAGCUUGCUUGAAUGAUUUGAGGAAUGAGAAACCCAGCAAUACAGGCAGAGCCAGUUCCAGUCCUCUUAGAAGGUUGCUGGAUCCUUUACUAAAGCCAAAGGCUGCAGUAUACCAUCAUGCUGUGGAACCUAUAGAGAAAGACUUAAAUAGCAUGGCUGAUAAAAAAUAUAAUCGACCGGCAGAUUCAUCAGCAGUACAAUUAAGGAAACUUAAGCUAGACAUGAGCAGAUGCAGGAAAAUCAGUGUCAAUGAUUCAGCAGUGGACAAGAAGCAUGAACCUUCUGACGUUCGUGCUCUUCUACAAGUAACAUUUAAGAAUGGCUUGCCUCUGUUCACCUUGGCAGUCGACAAUGUCUCCAACAUUCUUGCAGCUACGGUGAAGUUAACCAGCUCCAGAAAAGGGGCAGUUAGCCAUACUUACACUUUCUUUACUGUUCAGGAAGUUAAAAGAAAGACUGGAAGUUGGAUAAAUCAAGUUAGUAAGGGGAAAGGUCGUGAUUACAUCUCCAAUGUCAUUGCACAAAUGAAGGUUUCUGAUUCAGAGCUUUCCCUCUUGACCCGACCAGAUGAGCCCUCUACCAGAGAGUUUGUCUUAUUUUCUGUGGACUUGAGACAGGCAGAUCACCAGACCUCAGAUUUUCUACCAAAUGAAGAGCUAGCUGCUAUAAUUGUCAAAAUUCCCCCCAAAAUCAAGCAAGGCACCAUUACCGAUGAGGUUAAACUGAGUUCUUACAACAACUCGUCUGAGGGUAGCGCACAGCUUCAGCUUCCUGCUGGCAGUGAGUCCUUUAUCAGUGCAACAGUGUUACUUCCAGGUGGUAUGCAUAGCCUCCCGAGUAAAGGUGGACCUUCAUCCCUAAUAGAACGUUGGAAUUCUGGUGGAUCGUGCGACUGUGGGGGUUGGGAUUUAGGUUGUAAACUCAGAGUUUUUGCCAAUCAGAAUCAAAUAAUCGGGAAAUCAAGUUCAUCACAACCUUCUCCAAUAACAGACCAGUUUAAGCUUUUACCUCAGGAAGGAGUACCAGAAAACCAUUGCGUCCUGAGCCUGGCUACUUUCAAAGAUAUGAUAUACUCAGUUGAGUUUGAUUCUUCUUUAUCGCUUCUGCAAGCAUUCUCCAUUUGUCUGGCAAUGAUAGAUUGUAGGAACUCACGUCAACUUCCAGAAGCAAGUAUCUUAUUUGAAUCUAAGACUUCAGGAAAGUCAAAGUUAAUGGAUAAUGAUAGAUUGUUGACUCCUAAUCCUCCUGAAAGAGAAGCUCCUGCAGAACAUAUAACUUGUCCGCCACUUUCUCCUUUUGGAAGGAUCUAGCUGGAAGUUUGGACUUCGUUCGAUGUGUAAAUGAUAUCAGGUAUACAUUUCCAGGCCCGGCAAUCAAUUUUUACUCUUGUUGAUCGGGGCCUCUCAUAGAUAGAUCUGGAACCUGAAUAACCUUUUGUCUUUAAAAUGCUCUGUUCUUCUUUGGCAGUCAAUCUAUACAAGAGCCGAAGGUCUUUGUAGCUUCUAAUAUUUUUUGUUAACCAUAGAGAAAAAAAUAGUGUAUGUACUUUCAAGGGACUCAAUCAACAUCCAUCUAAGUGUGCAUAUACACAAGUAGACUGUAAAUUUUGUUUUGGUUAGUAUGAGAACAUCAAAAUUAUUGUUCCCUUGCCAACUUGAGUCAAGCUCGACUAGCAAAAUAUUAUUCUCAACCAAACGAUAAACCUUUUGAAAACGUCCUUUAAGCCAUCGACUUUGAUGAUGACAAUGACUCGAGGGUUCAAUAACUCACACUCAAGUUUCAUUAGACAAUAGAAGAUCUUUCCAUUUAGCUAUCCUUAUACAUCACAAGUUCUCAAAAUCUGUUACUAUCACACAAUGUUCUCAUCAUCAUGUUCAUUGCCACACACCACAUUCCGUCCUUAUCUCAAACAAAAUUCAAUAGAAAUGUGUGGAUGAGAGUGUGAUACAUUACAUUGUCAAAUAGGGAAUAACAGAACUUCUGAUAUUAAUCUUUUUCGUCCCUAAUCUUUGAAUGGAGUCGUCAAUUUUCCCCUCUAUUUUAAAUAGCGAAUGAAGAAGGCUGCAUGUGUCAUGUUGCCUCCUUUAGGCAGCCAGGUCUGGCAUAGGCCCACGAUGCUCUGUUUAGUGGUCUUUCUUGUCUGAGAUGCCCCACUUGAGUUCUACCCCCGAUCAUCCUGCCUUUUAGCUUCUUUUUUUGGGCAUAUUCCCUUUCCAUUGAACUUUGAAGCAUGGAAUUGGUAUAACCCACCUGUUACAUCGCGCUACUAUUCUUAGGCUUUCUUCCAGUACUAGCUCCAUGUUUUUCUUCUGACAUGCCCCUUAGGGAUAGGGUGUUGUUUGACUUGCAAUUUUAACAGAUCUGUAUUUGUGUAAUGUACAAUUGAAAGUUUGCAUUUAUGUAGCUCAUAUUUGAACUGUGGAGGGAUAUGAGUUGUAU